UUUUUCGUUUUGUUUUCCAGAUUUUUGUACCUUUUCAAUUUGAAUAAACAGUAAAUCGUAGGAAGAGAUAAGGAUCUUAAGGUUCUAAAAGAAUUCAAAAGUGUUUAUGUAACAUUUCUAAACAAAAAUAAGAUUAUUCGGGAGCUCAUUUCACAAUUUCACAAUUAUUUAAAUAUAUUUUUAAUCUCUCAACUAUAAUUUAAAAUUGAAAUUUUAUUUUUGUGGGUUUUUUACUUCGAUUCUCGUUUUAUUGAAAUCUCUAAUUUAGUUCAAAAAAAAUGCAAAUUUAAACCAAUUGAUUAUUUAACGUGGUAAAAUUCUAAUACGUGGCAGUUGUUAUGUGGAGAGACGCCGACCUUCUCCUCUCUUCCUCCUCUCGCUCCCCCUUCGUCAUAUUCACCCAAGAUGACCUUAAGAAGAUCGUCGCCUACAAGGCCGUCGAGUACGUCAAAUUCGGCAUGGUUCUCGGCCUUGGCACUAGCUCCAAUGCCAAGCAUGCCGUCAACCGCAUCGGCGAGCUUCUCCUCCAGGGCAAGCUCAAAGACAUCGUUGGAAUACCCACCUCCAAGAUAACCCACGAACAGGCACUCUCUCUCGGGAUCCCUUUGUCUGAUCUCGACUCCCACCCUGUUGUCAAUCUGGCCAUUGACGGCGCUGACGAGGUUGACCCCUUUCUCAACCUUUUCAAGGGUCGCAGUGGCUCCCUCUUGAGGGAGAAGAUGGUGAAGAACACGUGUAAGAAGUUUAUUGUCAUUGUUGAUGGGUACAAUCUUGUGAACUAUAUAGGGGGAGUGGAUUGGCCAUGCCCGUUGAGGUUGCGGAAGCUGUUUGAGGAGGCUGGGUGUGUUGCCAAGCUUAGGACUUUUGGGGAGAAGGAGGAACCCUAUGUAACGGAUAAUGUGAACUUCAUUGUGGAUUUGUAUUUCAAGAGGAGUAGGCGAUUUGAAGGUUGCUAGUGACGCAAUUCUGCUGAGAAUAAAAACAUGGAAUUGGUCCUGUUUGCUGUGCCAGAAUAAGAAAAAAUUAACCAAAUCACACGUGCAAGCAAAGCAAAAACAGAUGAAAUUAAACCAAAACCCCAAGAA
This is a messenger RNA of Vigna angularis (adzuki bean), 1085 nucleotides long. RefSeq names its product probable ribose-5-phosphate isomerase 1. The record is from RefSeq and is a predicted model, not a curated record. The transcript has a single exon. Gene Ontology annotation, biological process: pentose-phosphate shunt, non-oxidative branch. Gene Ontology annotation, molecular function: ribose-5-phosphate isomerase activity. Lineage: Eukaryota; Viridiplantae; Streptophyta; Magnoliopsida; Fabales; Fabaceae. The coding region runs from base 339 to 956 and encodes 205 amino acids.